UGAUGAUUUAUUUCUACUUCUAAGCUCGUGUUGCCUCCGUUCUUCGACGUAAAGUCGAGAGUUCAGUGCGGAAACGAGCCGAAGAAAUGGCGGAUCGAGAGGUGCAGAGUCAGGUUUCUUUGGGUGAGAUACGAAUCCAAAACGUAAAAAAGGAAGAAAUUAUUAUAUCAGAAGCUGAGUUAAAUAAAGUCCUAAACAGGCAUUUGGAACUUCUCAUUACGGAUUUUGAAAAUUCGAAGGUACUGUUUAUGCCUUAUCCAAUCGAGACCAUCAGACAAUUCGUUACCUAUGUACAGACGGACGAUCCCGGAUUGACCUCUUUUACACACGCAUUCGAUCUGUAUCAUCUGAGUUUAAGAUACGAGUUAGAAAAUUUAAAAAAGAAAUGCAGAUCAUUUAUCAUUCGGCAAAUAAAAUUGCAUACCGUCUGUGCAAUCCACGAUUUUGCAUAUAAGAUCGGUGAUUUGGUCAUAACUUAUCAUUGCUGGCAAUCUUUCGACGAACACGGAGAAAGACUAUUUACAACAGUCGAUUUUAUGUGCUGUAAAAUUGCAACAAUUGAUAGACUUCUAUCUCGAGCGAUAUACGAAUCUGUCAGUGAAUUCCGUUUACUCCAAGCCGUGUAUCAUUGGAGCAUAGAAGAAGUUCAAAGAAAAUCGGGUGCAGACAACUUCCAUUCGAUGAAUGAAGAAUCGAAAAGGAAUGAAGUAAGAAAUGUUAUGGAGCCAUUUAUUGGAAAAGUCAGAUUUCUUGCCAUGAAUGAAGACGAAUUGCUAUCUUAUGUUUUUACAAUGAACUUGUUAAGCAAAGUAGAAAAGAGUCAUAUCUGGCAUGCUUUUAAAUAUGGUUAUUCUUCUUUGUAUCCCAGUUACUUCAAUCGAGAAACAAACACAAGAAGCAAAAAAAAUUAUUGUAACUUGUUCUCGUACAUAAAUCGUGGAGUUCCUAUUAUGGUCGCAAACAGAAAGAUGGAAGGUUACAUGUAUUUUAGCAGCGAAGUAGUUGUGAUGGAAGAUUGUUACGUCACGGCUCUUCGAUUUCCGGUGAAGCUUGGCGAAUGUUUUCGAAUGUGCGUAAAUGGGUAUAUUAACUCUUUGGACAACAAGCAGUUUUCGUUCGACACCGUAUGCAAUUCAGAGGGAGUAGCAGAUCUGGAAACGAAGUUGUAUCUAGAAAAAUAUUGGAAAGUUCGUUUAUUUGCUUUGUUUUACCGCGCUGGAAAUGUCCAACCAUAUUUCGAGUUUUCACGUCAACUGAGUUACUUUGUGAGCGAAGAAGGAACAGAAGCCAGGAAAUUUGAAGACAAAUUCCUAACCUGUGACAGAAACCUUAUGAAAAAUAUUUACUUUUCGGUUGAUUUAUAUUUCUGAAGUCAAAAGUUUUCCUGGAGUAAAGCGAAAUCUAAACGAGAAUAUAACGUAAAGUUAAAUUCGAAUAUGAUUAUUUCUUACUGUAUCGCUGUAAAAUUUCUGCAAAAUAUGUGUAUAUUUUCCUCCUCUAUUUAUCAGUCCCUUUAAUAAAUCUGGAUUUGCUUUUACUUAUGGAAAUUAUGGUCAUAGCUGUUGUAUUAUAAGAAAAUGUUUUUUAGUAUGAGUUUUCAUUGUUGCUUCCAUAUUUUUGUAAAAGGUAACUGUAACUUAAGAAAACAUUUUUAUCAAUAAAUAUAAAAUCAAAA
Centruroides sculpturatus (bark scorpion) is the source of this 1675-nucleotide messenger RNA. RefSeq lists its product as uncharacterized. Gene Ontology annotation, biological process: neurogenesis. The coding region runs from base 87 to 1370 and encodes 427 amino acids. Gene Ontology annotation, cellular component: cytosol. The transcript has 3 exons. The record is from RefSeq and is a predicted model, not a curated record. Lineage: Eukaryota; Metazoa; Arthropoda; Arachnida; Scorpiones; Buthidae.